Hyaloperonospora brassicae is the source of this 1875-nucleotide messenger RNA. NCBI's taxonomy places the organism in Eukaryota, Oomycota, Peronosporomycetes, Peronosporales, Peronosporaceae. The record is from the annotation of a GenBank genome assembly.
AUGUCGAAGCAAGCGAGUGGUAGCACUGGCGGGAGCAGUCAUAGCAAACGCAAGCGCGAUGCAAGUCACGAGCGCAAAGCGCCGCUGGGCAAAGCUCGUCAGGAACAUAUGGAGGAAGAGUUUGCCGCCACGUACCACGGCCUGACGGCGCUGUACAAGUUGCUGGAGGUGCAGCACCUGCAGAGUCCGUUGUUCCUGCCCCGGACGUUGAGUUAUCGCUUGGACCCGGCGUGGCAGCAGAAUGAAAAGCAGGAGGUGGAUGAAGCAAAGGACGCAAGGGAGAAGGAGACGCUCAAGCAGCCGAAGCAACGGCAGGUCGUGACGGCGCCGGCUGGCGCGACGUUGACUGCGUUCAAGAUUGGCAUGACGUCCGAGACGAUGGAAGCGUUUCAGAGCAAGACACAGCGUGUGGGAGUCCUGAUCUCGCUGUUUCAAGCACGUGGGAAGCUGUUUGGUGCCAACGAGUUCAAGCUGCUGGCGGCGUGCUUGAUCCCCGUGCCGUUUACGAAGAACGUGGUGCUCCCCGCAGAGGUGCUGAGUCUAGGUGCCGACAUCACUGUCAUGGUCUUCCACGUCGUAGAGAUUCGAGAGGGUGAUGAGGCUGUGACGAGUCAGUCGUCCUUCACUUUCGCCACGCCUUCUACAGCCACUUGUCUGAGUGGAAAAGAGCUGCUGGCUACGGGGAUUGAUGGCCGGAAGCCUCUGUUUGGCAACCUGUUGAGACUAAAUCUGUCGAGACGUCGUGUGGGUCUUGUGACUGUCGAGUUGCCAGCAAUCGCGUCUUCGGUGCAUGGAGGUGUCAAGUGCGAGUUUCGUAUCGUGUGGGAUCGUUUGCCACAGACGAAACAGAUGCAGCGUCUGGAAAACGUUUGUAACGCGAAGUUCUGGAAGGAGGACGACGGACAGCAGUCUGACGAGAGCUUUCUGCUGGCAGUUCCUAAGCGAGACGUCUCAACUGCUGCUCGCAAACCAUGUGCGGGGGUGUGGUUUCACUUCCUCUACCAUUUCAUGCUACGCCGAAUGAGCGAGAAGCGAUCGGAGUACUCGUGCGCGUGGUGUAACAUGUUUGCUGGGUCGCUGCGUGGGCUCGUGGCCCAUUUGGUAUCCUCCCACGACCGGUUUCGUUUCCAAGCCACAGUCGGACACGAUAACAUCCCACACAUUUAUGUGAUGGUCAUGCAAGAACACCAUUCCGGUAAAAGCAGCUCUGAAGUUCGAUCGGCUUUUUCUGAGCUUGUUAUGUCUCCUAACGAGGAGCCGAGCCGGUUUGAGCACCAUUUCGUGCACAUGUCGGGAAAGAAGUAUGGCCCCUCUGGCUCCCAGGCCGUGGAAGCCGUCGAAGGUUUGAUGCAAGAGUUUGAUGAGCUGGAUGAGCUUUCGCAAGAGCAUCCGCAGGAGUUCUACGCGCCGCUUCUGCAGCGUCAGUACUUUCACUCGCGAACAGGUGCGGUGGUUUUGGACCACGAAAAGGAUUAUGAUAGCGACGACGACGUGGAUGAGACGUGGAUUACGAAACAAAGCGAGCGGCUGUUGGACGAGUUUGAAGACGUCUCGCUGGAAGAGAAGGAGUUUAUGAAGAAGUGGAACCGCCACGUGAAGGAGUUCAAAAUUCUAGCAGACUUCAUGGUAGCGUCGUCGUGCCGCAUGUUCGCCAGGAAAUACGGAAAAUGGCUCUCGGAUCACGGUCUGCGCCACAACUUUUUGCUCCAUUUGCUUAACUUAUGGGACAACUCGCUGCUGAAUUCGCGCGCAAUCAUUGACUGCAUGCUGAUCGUUGAUCAAAACGAGGAAACGGAGACGGCGACGGACAACGAGUCGAAAGUCGAGGCCUCGGCGAACGGGGAGAAGGCCCAACAGGCGGGAGUAGAGGCUUAG